AUAGUUUUUUAUUAUUAUUUCACGAAACUGACACCUUCCUUCCAGUGCCAUGGGUUGCUUUCAAAACAGCUCUAGCUUAUAAAAUGUCUUGGGGAGGACAGUUUCAAUUUCAAAGCUAAAAUUUCUUCCCUUCAUGAAUUCUUUGACCAAACUUCUAGAUAUCAUUAAUUUCAAAAUUGGUUGCUUAACUCUCCCUCUUCCCAACAGUUCCAAAAAAAACUCUCUUAUGGCAAGGCUCCCCUUUUCUGGUCUUUCAACCAUUGCUGUUCUCAUCAUUUACCUCCAAGCUUGCAAUGCGCAGGUUAGCCAUCUCUGUGCUCCUUCUUCUUGUGGCAAUCUCCAUAACAUAAGCUAUCCUUUUCGAUUAAAAGAUGAUCCACAAAACUGCGGCUACCACGAGUAUGAAUUGUCUUGUGAGAAAAAUCAAACGGUUUUGUACUUGUAUGCCGGAAAAUACUAUGUGCAAGCAAUCAAUUACGAUAAGUCCACUCUUAGAGUCGUUGAUGCUGCUGUUCACAAGGAUAAUUGCUCCUCCCUCCCAAGAUAUUCUUUGACUGCAGCCAACUUCAGCUAUAUAGAUCCUUAUGACUUGAAUUCACCCCGGUGGAAUUUCAGUAGCAGACCACCGAAGCUUAUUCUGUUCAUGAAGUGUGCAAAUCCAGUGAAUUCUCCACUCUAUGUGGACUCUUCUCCUUGCAUUGAUGCAAAAUAUUCUUAUGUCAUGGAUAACUUUACCAGCAUAACAGAUAUUGAGAACUCCUGCAGUGUAGAGUUGAUGGUUUUGUCAUUGUUACCUGCAAGGGUUGGCAAGAACUUUUCCUUCAUGGAUAUCCAUAAUGAUCUGGUAUAUGGAUUUGAGCUUUCAUGGUCUCAAAUUUUCUGUCAAAUUUGCAGUGGUCGAGAAUUUUGCUUUCGCGAAAAUGGCAUAGAUAGGCCCACCGGCUGUUCAGAAGAUUUCUUCAGGGACUUGAGAGACAGGAUCAGAGCCAGCCGGUAUGCGAUACUGAUGAUUAUUGGAUUACUCAUAGUUGCAAAAACUAUUUGUUGCACUCCAUGUGUGAUGGCGUUCUUGAUUUAUACAUGGUCAAGGAGGCAUUUAUCAAUGUAUGACAGCAUUGAAGAAUUUCUUCAAAGUCAAAACAACUUUGCCCCAGUAAGGUACUCUUACUCUGAUAUUAGGAAGAUGACAAAUGGCUUUAAGAAUAAGUUGGGUGAAGGAGGUUAUGGCUCUGUAUACAAAGGGAAGCUUCGCAGCGGCCGCCUUGCAGCUAUAAAGAUGUUAGGGAAGUCUAAAGCAAAUGGUCAAGAUUUUAUCAAUGAAGUAGCAUCAAUUGGACAGGUUCACCAUGUUAAUGUAGUACAACUAAUUGGUUUUUGUGCUGAGAGAUCAAAACGUGCUCUUGUAUAUGACUUCAUGCCUAAUGGGUCUCUUGAUAAAUAUGUUUUUUCUCGAGAAGGGCAUGCAUACUUAAGUUGGAAAAAAAUGCAUGAGAUAUCUCUCGGAGUGGCCCGCGGCAUUGAUUAUCUUCACAGGGGUUGUGAGAUGCAAAUUUUACAUUUUGACAUAAAACCUCAUAACAUUCUUCUUGAUGAGAAUUUUGUUCCAAAAGUUUCUGACUUUGGGCUUGCAAAACUUCACAAAACAAGCGACAAUACAGUGUCUCUUACUGCAGCAAGAGGAACAAUAGGAUAUAUAGCACCAGAAUUGUUCUACAAAAACAUUGGUGGUAUUUCAUACAAGGCUGAUGUUUAUAGUUUUGGAAUGUUGUUAAUGGAAAUGGUUGGAAAGAAGAAGAAUUUGAAUGCAGAGGCAGAACAUUCCAGCCAAACCUACUUCCCCAAUUGGGUAUAUAACGAAGUAGUUGAUGGAAAAGUUGCGAUUAGAAAUGGCACAAAGGAUGAAGAGAAAAUAGCAAAGAAAAUGAUUACAGUAGCAUUAUGGUGCAUACAAAUGAAGCCUGGUGAUCGCCCUUCAAUGAAUAAAGUUGUAGAGAUGCUUGAAGGAGAUUUGGGAAGUCUAGAGAUACCUCCCAAACCUACUAUAUAUCCAGAAGAAACACCAAUAAAGACGGGAGAAAAUACAGAUGAAACAUGGUCAUCAUCUAUGUUACUUGAUUCUUCUGAAUCGAUUAGCUUACUCAUAAAUUCAAAUUGAAAAUGGAGAGGGGGAACUGCCUUGUCCAGUUUUCCACAAAGAAUGAAGUUAGUUUUCUCCUAUAUAUGGCUAGAACAAAAGUUCAGCUUCAAGAUUUCUUUUUUUAUUUUGGAAAGAGAAGUUGAACAAGCUGGCUAAAUUUUCUUGAUCAUUUUGUCCUUAUCAAUAGUAUGUAUCAAAUGAUUAAAAAUAGAGAGCGAGCUUAACCAAUUUCUCCAUGCCAUGAAAAUGUUCUGUUGCCUCCAUACUCGAGAGCAAAUAUGAACAUCUCACAUUACUUGUAAAUGGAGGCCAAAAUGUUGAAAGGAAGAAAGAUAACUCACUACUCA
Messenger RNA from Hevea brasiliensis (rubber tree), 2484 nucleotides. RefSeq names its product rust resistance kinase Lr10. Gene Ontology annotation, biological process: protein phosphorylation. Lineage: Eukaryota; Viridiplantae; Streptophyta; Magnoliopsida; Malpighiales; Euphorbiaceae. Gene Ontology annotation, molecular function: ATP binding; polysaccharide binding; protein kinase activity. The record is from RefSeq and is a predicted model, not a curated record. The transcript is spliced from 4 exons. Bases 134 to 2155 code for a protein of 673 amino acids.